AUGAUGCACAGGCUGUGCUCGAAAAACCUCACGGAAGAGAACAUCGACGAGGUGAUCCAAUCCGAGAAAUCGAUCAAUGAAAAACUGACUCGAGAAAAUGAACAGAUAAAAGAAAAAAACGGACAGAUACAACAGCGACUGCUGAGUUUCAUCCAGGACAACUUUAUCUUUGAAAGUAAUUCAACGGAGGAUGUGCACAAAUACAACGGCGUUUUGCUCUCCCUGAUUGACUAUAUGGAUCGACUAAAAAUGGUAGACUCGUACAUGCGAAAGGAGACGGACGGACUGUUGGAGGAGUUCUUCCGCUGCAUUAAGGAGGCCAUCGUGAAGCAGAGCAACUUGUGCUACCUCAUCAGGGAAGACAUGAAUCAGCUCAAAAUCAGUGGAAAGGAGGAGGCAUUCCGGAAGCACGUGUUAGCCCUGAGGAAGUUGUACGAGCAUAACAGCGUGCUCCGUGCACAAGUGUCGCUUUUUAACUCAUUUAAAUUGAAGGACGAAAAUUUAAUUCACGCGAACUUCGAGCAGCUACAGCUAAGGUACAAGAACUUGAGGAGUAAGGGAAGCUGUCUGGAGAAAAAAAUAGAAAACCUGAAUCAGAAGAUAAAACGGUCGACGGAGAAGAAGCUGCACUACGACGAAAAGAAUCUGUACUUGGAGAAGAUGCUCGAAGAGAAGCAGGGGGCGCUGGACGAAUCGCAGAGUGCCAUAUGUAGCAAAAAGAAGCUUGUUAAUGAACUGAAGAAGAAAAAAGACGAGUCUAUUAAAAAGUACAGCGAAGUGGAAACGAGCGUCAUUACCAAAAAUGUAUUCGAGGAGUUUCACGAGAAGAAGAUACAUUUGGACAGAUUGAAGGAGAAGCUCGAAGAGGUGAAGCAAAAGUAUGAGCGAUUGCAGAAGGCUCACGAGGUGAAGUAA
Molecule: messenger RNA, 915 nt
Organism: Plasmodium inui San Antonio 1
Lineage: Eukaryota; Apicomplexa; Aconoidasida; Haemosporida; Plasmodiidae
Exons: 4
Coding region: 1-915 (304 amino acids)
Source: RefSeq, a predicted model, not a curated record